Molecule: messenger RNA, 1614 nt
Organism: Ilex paraguariensis (yerba mate)
Lineage: Eukaryota; Viridiplantae; Streptophyta; Magnoliopsida; Aquifoliales; Aquifoliaceae
Source: the annotation of a GenBank genome assembly
AUGGAGAUAUUAACCGCAGAGCAAGCUGGCCUCACCGGAGCUAUACCAAAAGAGAUCGGUAAUCUUCGCAAUUUGGGAGUAUUAGAAAUGGAUUUGAAUAGUUUAAGAGGCCAUGGACUACCCAAUCUAGAACAACUUUGUUUGGGUUCCAAUACUCUUACUGGAGUUAUCCCCGACUCUAUUUCCAAUGCUUCUAAACUUACUAAGCUUGAUCUCAUUUCCAAUAGAUUCAGUGGCCCAAUUCCGAACUCACUUGGCAGUUUAAAACUCCUGGAGAUUCUAAACUUGGGAAGGAACAAUUUAACUUGUGCAUCUUCAUCGUCAGAAUCAGAACUGCGCUUCAUAACUUCCCUGACAAAUUGUAGAUUUUUGAGAGUGUUAUGGGUAGUUGAUAAUCCUCUAAAUGGCACCAUUUCAGUUUCCAUUGGGAAUUUCUCAACUAGUCUUCAAAAUUUUGCCGCAAGUAAUUGUACAAUCAAAGGAGACAUUCCUGCAGAAAUUGGAAUCGGUAGUUUAAAGGUUGCAAUAGUUAUAGACCUCUCAUCAAAUCAGUUCUCAGGUGAUAUUCCUAGCACAGUUGGUGGUUUGCAAAACGUCAUUAAACUCUUUUUAGACGACAAUAGAUUACAAGGAUCUAUUCCUGAGUCAUUCAGUGGGCUGAUAAGCUUGGAAUUCUUGGAUCUGUCCCAGAACAAUCUCUCUGGCGUGAUACCAAAAUCGUUAGAGGCACUCCAACGGCUUACAUACUUCAAUGUUUCUUUCAAUAGAUUAAGAGGGGAGAUUCCCAAUGGAGGUCCUUUCAUGAACUUCACGAAGGGAUCUUUUAUGUCGAAUGAAGCAUUUUGUGGUGCUCCUUGGUUGCAAUUCCCGCCAUGUGAUUCUAAUUCUCACCAUAGAUCAAAGAACAGGAGAGUGCUUCUAAUUGUAUUUGCCUCGUUGGGGAUUGCAUCUUUAGUUCUUGCUUUGACCAUUGUAUUAUUGCUGAUAAGAGGUCGAAGAAGGAAUCACACACCGGCCCAAAAUGAUCUUUUACCCAAAAUAGUGCAUGAAAGAAUUUCAUACCAUGAACUUCGAAGGGCAACUGAUGGGUUUAGUGAAAGCAACUUAAUCGGCACAGGAAGUUCUGGCUCAGUUUACAAAGGGAUACUUGCGGAUGGGACGUCUUUUGCCAUUAAAGUAUUCAAUAUGCAAAUGGAAGGUGCAUUCAAGAGUUUUGAUAAUGAAUGUGAUGUAUUACGCAACCUUCGCCCCCGAAAUCUAACUAAAGUCAUUAGCAGUUGCUCUAAUCUUGAUUUCAAAGCCUUAGUGCUCGAUUACAUGCCUAAUGGGAGUCUCGAAAAGUGGUUGUAUUCUCACAACUAUUACUUAGACAUUACACAGAGAUUAGACAUAAUGAUAGAUGUGGCAUGUGCAUUGGAAUAUCUUCACCAUGGUUAUUCAACACCUGUGGUACACUGUGAUUUGAAGCCCAGCAAUGUCUUGCUGGAUGUAGAUAUGGUGGGACACUUGACUGAUUUUGGCAUUGCAAAGUUAUUUAGUGCGGCAGAGAGUCUUGUACAAACCACGACCCUUGGAACAGUUGGGUAUAUUCCACCAGGUGACGCUUUCGGCUAG